This is a messenger RNA of Arabidopsis arenosa, 2007 nucleotides long. The record is from the annotation of a GenBank genome assembly. NCBI's taxonomy places the organism in Eukaryota, Viridiplantae, Streptophyta, Magnoliopsida, Brassicales, Brassicaceae.
AUCAAUCUCGAAACACAGUUUCGAGAUUUUUCCUAAAAAACAAAAGUUAAAUAGAGAAAAUAAAAUUUGAAGUGUGCGUCUUUCAUUGGUCCUUAGAAAACAGAGCUCUCGUUUCAUGCGUGAGGGCAAAAAAACGAACGAGAAAGUUGUGUGUUUCUGAGGGAUAAACCAUUUUUCACAGAAAGAAUCAUUCAAUCAAAAACAGUGAUUCAUCAUAAUUUGAUUGUUCAUCAUCUUCUUUAGGGUUUUUGAUAUUGAUUCAAUGUUGAUACAGAGCAACCUCUGUUGACUCGUUUUCUUCUUUCUUUCACUGUAGUUUCUUAUUAGGAGGAAGAUGAUUCCAUGGUUGAUGGUAUCAGCUAUACAGGUAGCAGAGCUAUCCGUGAGCUCCGUUGUUCAUAUAUUUUAUGGGCUUUACAUAUUCAGCUCCGCCGUCGCCGGAGAUCUUACUCAGUCGUUGAGCGAGUCAAUCUUCAAACCCAAAGCCACCAUUGAAGUCACACAAAUUGACCAAGAAAAGACUAAAGACGUCAAUGAUUUGCCUCCCAUUGUUUUGGUUCAUGGGAUUUUCGGAUUUGGCAAAGGAAGAUUAGGUGGAUUAUCAUACUUUGCUGGAGCAGAGAAGAAGGAUGAGAGAGUGUUAGUGCCUGAUUUGGGAUCUUUGACCAGUGUACACGAUAGGGCAAGAGAACUGUUUUAUUAUCUGAAAGGUGGGUUAGUUGAUUAUGGUGAAGAACACAGUAAAGCUUGUGGGCAUUCUCAAUUUGGUCGUUUUUAUGAAAAAGGGGAAUACCAAGAAUGGGAUGAAGAUCAUCCUAUUCACUUUGUUGGUCACUCUGCUGGUGCUCAAGUUGUUCGUGUGUUGCAGCAAAUGCUCGCUGACAAGAUGUUUGAGGGUUAUGAGAACACAAAUGAAAACUGGGUGUUGAGUUUAACAUCUUUGUCAGGGGCAUUAAACGGGACUACUCGAACCUACAUCGAUGGAAUUCAGCCGGAAGACGGGAAGUCCCUGAAACCUAUAUCACUGCUUCAGAUUUGCAAACUUGGAGUCAUAAUGUAUGACUGGAUCGACAUUCCUUGGCUCAAAUCCUAUUACAAUUUCGGGUUCGACCAUUUCAACAUGUCGAGAAAGAAGACAGGUGUACGCGGCCUACUCGAUCUUCUUCUUGGAAACGCUGGUCCUUUUGCUGCAUGUGGAGAUUGGAUCUUGCCUGACCUCUCAAUCCAGGGAUCAAUGAAGCUAAACGCUAGUCUGCAGACUUUCCCAAACACGUUCUACUUCAGCUACGCGACUAAGCGUACUACUAAACCUCUUGGAAUGAUGACUGUUCCUUCAGGCGUGAUGGGAAUCCAUCCUCUGCUUUUCAUCCGCGUGUUGCAGAUGAGUCAGUGGCAAUUUCCUCGUGACAUUCCUCUUCCUUAUAAAGGCUACAGAGAUGAAGAUUGGCAGGACAAUGAUGGAGCACUGAACACAAUAUCCAUGACUCACCCACGAAUUCCGGUUGAACAUUCUAGUCUCAUUCUUCGUAGUGACUCAGACUGUCUCCCUCUCCUACCAGGCAUUUGGUACUACAAGAUCGUGGAGGCAGAUCAUGUAAUGUUCAUUAUGAACCGAGAGCGAGCAGGUGUGGAGUUCGAUUUGAUUUACGACAGUAUCUUUGAGCGGUGCAGGAAACAUGUAUUCAGGAAGGCUCCUCAGACAUUGCCUAACGAAGCUCAACACCAUGAAAGAGGAGACCAAGAAGAAUAGAGAGACCAAAAUGUCAUCAACAAAUGUAUAGCUUCGUUUGUACAACAAGAAUCCCCAAAGCUCAAGAUUUUGGUGUCUCUUAACUCUGACCAGCGUCUUAAGAUUACGGGAUUAGGAUUUGUAAUUGACAGUGUUCACUAUGUGUAUGAUAAUAUCCUAUUCGAAGAUAACGUUUCCAUGUUGCCUUGAAUUCUGUUAGAAAUCUCAAGUCUAGUAUAACAUGAGACUAAACUAGAGUAUAAAAGAUAUGAAUUCAU